Haemonchus placei is the source of this 2173-nucleotide messenger RNA. NCBI's taxonomy places the organism in Eukaryota, Metazoa, Nematoda, Chromadorea, Rhabditida, Trichostrongylidae. The record is from the annotation of a GenBank genome assembly.
CGUCUGGUCCGGAUAUCAUAUCCAGAAUAAAAGUGAAGUGUAUGAACUCGAUGACUUUUUCCGUAAACGUGGAGAAGCAGAGGCCGAGUAUUCGCGUCAGCUGGAGAAGUUAGCUAAAGGUAUCAUGCAACGUCAUAAGGCGGAGAAAAAUAGGUCUGUUUUUGGUUGGACACAACAUGCAUCGUGCUCAGCUUGGCAACAAUUAGUAGAUGAUACUAAAAGUGAAGCUCUUCAGAGACAGAUGCUUGCCGAGUUGUACAGUAAACAUAUAAGUGGCAGUAUUAGUUCAAGAUGUGAAGAUUUGAGCAAAAUUAGUAAACGGUGCCGUGAAAUUGGUGCCCUGUCUCAUAGUGAAUUGAAUCGGGUGCUUACCGAACUGCAUACGGCUAUGAAAACGUACCAGUUGUGCUAUGCGGAAAUGACUGGUGUAGAACGGAAAUUACGAAUAGCCGAGGAGGAAAAGCGACGGUAUGAAGAAGCGAAUCCUGAAAAAGCGGAGGGUACUCGCAAAUAUCGUAAUUUAUGCAAGUAUCUGAAGAAGAGAGAGGAUAAGUACAACGCUGUUCAUUCCAAAUGCACAAAAGGACGUAAUGAGUAUUUGAUGUGCAUUCGUGCAGCAAAUGCAGCAUUACACAGGUUCUUCGCACAGGACCUCAGUUACCUAAUCGACUGCAUGGACUUGGGCAUGGACUACUGGACAAGAGCUUUGUUAGUCGAAGUUCGCAAACGCCUAACGCAGCGAGAAAUGGACAGUUUGGCAGAAUUAGGUACGCUGAGGUCGGCGGUAGAUGCAAAAGCGGAUAAGCAACGGUUCUUCGAAGCACAUCAUGCCACCUUCAUGCUGCCGAAGCAAUUCGAGUUUAGGCCACAACUAGGUGACUGUAUAAAUACUGUAUCGGCGGAAAAAGGAAUAGCAGUUGAAUUAGCACAACGUCAAAAGCAGAUAGAGAAACGCCUAGAAGGACUACGUUUUGAAAGUGAUGAAGUAUGGAAGAGUUUGGAAGCAUCGGAUCGCCAACUCCUCCAAAUGUACAGUUGUGAUUUUAAAGAAAAGGAAGAACCAGGCAAAUGGCGGCAAGAUAUUCUGGUGACCUACCAAUACUAUCUCAAAAAGUUUGAGUAUUUUCUGCUGAAUGGAAAUCUGAUAGAGCGGCUAGAGGCGAGAAGUCGGGCGAUCGGUGAAGCGCUUUCACGAGCAGCUGGUGCUUCAUCGAAUAACUCAUUGGUUACAACAUCCGAGGAACGGAUGAAACGACGCCCCAAGAGAAUUGGUGUGGCUGGUAGUGACGAGCUAAAGCCAAGACCAAAACUUUUCGGAGGAAGUCUUGAUGAGUACGUGGAGGCGACCGGUGAAGCAAUCCCGCUAGUUGUUGUAUCCGCUAUAUCCUAUCUGUCACGGUACUCUUUGCGGAAUCAGGGUCUUUUCCGUGUGAGUGGUUCUCAGUCGGAGAUCAAUCGGUUCAAGGAAGCCUACGAAAGAGGAGACGAUGCGUUCAUGGAGCUGACAGACGGCAGCGAAUCGAAUUCAGUAGCUGGUGUUUUGAAGCUGUACCUGAGAGAGCUACGUGAGCCACUGUUCCCGAUCUUCCUAUUCGAUCAGUUUACAGAUUGCGCUAAAGCAGAUUCGGCUCAGGACUUUGUGAGAAAAGCGAAAGAGCUCAUUGAGAAGCUGCCGAUUUCUCAUAUAUUAUUGCUACGCUUUUUAUUCUCCUUCCUAUCGCAUCUAUGUGAGUUUGCGGACGAGAAUAUGAUGGAGCCGCAUAAUAUGGCCAUUUGCUUCGGCCCGACUUUGUUACCAAUACCUGAGGGAAAGGAUCAAGUUUUCUAUCAUAAUUUUGUGAACGAGCUGGUACGAAACUUGAUUCUUCACGUGAAUGAAGUGUUCCCACAAGAUCUACCUGGCCCUGUUUAUGAUAAGUAUGCAGCAAUAGCGGAAGAAGUCGACCAUAUGGGCUAUAUGGACGAAGAAAUAUUGAUUUUCAGUGACGGCCUAUCUGAAGAUGAAGAUUGUCUACGGAACGGUAGCGGAGUUUCAGCAGAUUCAGCACUUGCUGAAUCUACUUACGAUAUUUCAACAUCUGCGGAUAUGACACGCGAUGCUACCACUUCAACCCUACAACGGGUACCAACGCCUGAAGACCAAAGUCAGCCGCCGAGUGUUUCGUCGAGGUAG